Molecule: messenger RNA, 1539 nt
Organism: Penicillium manginii
Lineage: Eukaryota; Fungi; Ascomycota; Eurotiomycetes; Eurotiales; Aspergillaceae
Exons: 1
Coding region: 1-1539 (512 amino acids)
Source: RefSeq, a predicted model, not a curated record
AUGCCUUCCGCCUGCAGAACCGAUAGGACAGAAAUUAAAUCAACCCAUACGCACAAUGAGCUCGACGACAGAGGAGAUAGAUACCACAGUCACCACUCAUGUACCAUGAUUGGUGCGUAUGAGCCAGAGCGACGGAACUCAAAAUAUCAUGGCCUCAAUUUGAUUAAUCUUGGAGCCUCAAUGAUCUUACCAGUGACUGGGUCUGCCCAGGCAGAGGCAAUGUGCUUUUUUAACGAUAUCUCGGUUAAGCAUCUGAAUGAAUACCGCCCUUGUGAAUCAUGGCGGAAGACUCUCAUGCUUUUCUCUCAAACAGUGCCAUCGGUACGACAUGCUUCAAUUGCUCUGGCUAUGGUUCACAAAAGGUACUUAGAACUUCAUUCAAAUGACCGAGUUCAUCAACGGUAUUUUCCGAAAGACCAGCUACUGGACAAAGCUUGCUUGCGUCACUAUAAUCGCGCCAUCCAGCUUCUGCUCAAGCCGGAAAGUGGCGACAGUGCUGAAAUAAUAGCUGUCACCCUUUUGGUCUCCUAUCUAUUUACCUGCUUUGAUCAUCUGGUGGGCGACGAUGUACAAGCAAUGAAACACCUGCGCGGGGGUGUCGAGCUCUCACGGAACAUCGAAAACGCUACAUUGUACAACGAUACCUAUCCCAAUUCCCAACCAUCGGGAGUCCACGCGAUCAUCUGCCAGGUUACAAAACAGGUUCGCCGUCUUGACAUGCAAGCCAGUAUGUUUCUGGUUGACUGGAGUCCAGCAAACAUCCAAGAGACAUUCGCGUCCAAUCUUUCAGUCUUCGAUACUUCCUUUUCAUCACUCGAUCAAGCUGCCGAUCACCUCCAGAUUCUCGUUGCUGAGGUAAUGAUGCUGUGCAACACACAACAACAAAUGUGCCCGACAGGUACGGCGCCAACCUUACCUUAUUCGCUCAAGGAGAAAUUGAUCAGGCGAUUGGAAACGUGGUCGAGUCUCUUCGAAAAUCUCCUGCAAGAAUGCGGUUCCUCUGAGCCAGUUUUUGAAACUUACCGUCUCAUAUCACUCCUACGCUUACAACAUAAAAUCGCCUGGAUUCUUCUCAGCAAUUACGGACUUGAUGGAGAAAAAGGAUAUGACAAUUUCCUGCCCCAGUUCCAGCAAUGCGUUGCCUUAGCGAGCGAAGUCGUGGAGGCGCAUCAGCGGUAUGCGGGGUCAUCAAGGUCGACAUUCACGCCGGAGAUUGGAAUGAUUCCCAUUCUCUACAUAAUCGGGGCCAAGUGCCGUCAUCCCACUGUCCGCCGUGAAGUCAUCAGUAUUCUACGACGGCAACUAAUACGGGAGGCGGCUUGGGAUAGCAUCACUACUGCUAGGGUGGUUGAGCGGAUAAUUGAGAUUGAAGAGGGUGCGGCUAGGGGAGAACAAAGCAUGGAAGAAAUCCCCGUAUGGUGGAGGAUAGAGGCAUUGUCUUACACGCGUAUUCCAGGUGGACAGUCUGCGGCUGGGUUGGAUAUCAUGUAUACAUUCUGUGGCCGGGAGGGAAUACAUACUGAGUCUCUUGUGAUGUAA